Mytilus californianus (California mussel) is the source of this 3648-nucleotide messenger RNA. Its product is annotated as trichohyalin-like. The coding region runs from base 189 to 2564 and encodes 791 amino acids. Gene Ontology annotation, biological process: muscle contraction. The record is from RefSeq and is a predicted model, not a curated record. NCBI's taxonomy places the organism in Eukaryota, Metazoa, Mollusca, Bivalvia, Mytilida, Mytilidae. Gene Ontology annotation, cellular component: troponin complex. The transcript is spliced from 21 exons.
ACAAUCUUUUCUCUAUCACUAGUGUGGAGUGCAUUUACACAUCUGGAACAGACUGUAGCCUCUCUUUGAAGGUCAACGUUUCUCCUCUUGAAAUUUUUGUAAAAAAAGUUUAGGAUAUAUAGUCAAUCCUGCAUUGCAGGAAAUUUUUCGUUUUUAGUGGAUUAUAGUUUUAUCGCAUACAUAUCAUCAUGAGCUCUUUAGAAGAAAGACGUGAGGCCCGUCGUCGUAGACGUCAACAAGAAGAAGAGCUAGAUGUAAAAGGUUCAGUUACCUCCCCUGGUUUAGAUGAUUCUUUGAACAUAGAGAAGAAACAGAAGGAGCGAGAGGACCGCCUUCAAAGAAUAGCUGCCGGUUUUAGUACAAUAAAUGGAGAAGAUGAAUUAGAACGUCGUCGCAAGGAACGUCGGGAACAAAGAUUAAGAUCUGGUGAGACAGAAACCCCCUCAGAAGACACUUCCUCACGCCGAAGCAGAAGAAGGCGUGGCACAGAGGACGAAAUAGACACAUCAGCCACAGAAGAAGUAACAAGUACACGCUCACGUAGACGACGGGGUGAAGAGGAGGAAACUGACAGUGCACCAGUCUCAGUUCCAGAACCAGAACCAGAAUCACAACCCCAGGUAAACAACAACGCCGAAGAGGAAGAAAGUCGUCGACGGGAAGAAGAGGAAGAAGCUGAGAGACAGAGACAGGCAGCAGAAGAGGCAAGACGUAGGCAACAAGAGGAGGAAGAUAGAAGGCGACGAGAGGACGAAGAAAGGAGACAGAGAGAAGAAGAGGAUAGAAGGAAAAGGGAAGAAGAAAGCAGUGAAGAGACAGAUUCUGAAUCAGAUAUGGAUGAUGAGAGAGCUCGUGCUCAACAAAAAGAACAAGAUGAUCAUGAACGAAAGAUUGACGAACAACUAAUGAGACUAAAAAACUUAGACAAAGAAAAUGAUUUGUUACUGGAGGAAGAAGGCUGGAAUGGGACUACUAAUGGUGUUACUCAUGUUCAUAGGAAGUCUGAUGAACGAGGAAAAAUUUUAUCACCCAAGGAACCAGUUAGGCGUUCACUUACUGAAUAUUCAUUACGAACGGGGGAAGAUGGAAAAUGUGGAAAAUUAAAGACAUUUUUUGAAGAAAAAGUUGAAGGUCUUGUGAAUGGGGAUCAUAAUGAAUUGUCUAGGAGUCUGAAUUUUAGUAAAAAAUCAACAGGACAUGCAACUUUGGAAGACAAAUCCCCAGUGCAUGAAAAAUGGAAGAAAUUUGAAAUUAAUCAGCAAACAAAAGACUUACAGCAGGAAACUAAAAAAGAUUUGGCUGCUUACCAAGCCAAAGUUAUCUCCCCUGGUGCUUCUAGACUCAAAGAUAUCCAAAAGAAAUUUGAAGAUAAAACUAACACAGAAAAUUCAAGUAGUCGCUUAGGAAGAUUCAGUGCUAGUGAGAGUUAUUUAAAUGAAAAGCCUAUCUCGGAGAAAGACAACAAGAAACAUAUCUUAGAUCGCUGGCAGUCAGCAGUAGAAACUAAGAAAACUCCAUCAAAAACUCAGUCAUGGUUAUCUAAGUCUAUGAGUAUCAGUGUUGAGUACGAUUUAAAUAAAAAGGGAGAUAAGAUAGAACGAUUGACAUCAAAGUUUGACCAUAAUAGAAAUGAAAAACCGGAUAAGAUUGUUAAAAGUGCUACAUUACCCAUCCAAACAAAUAAAGAUAUGUCCUCGCUAAAACGUCAGUGGUCACAGAAUACUGAAGAAUCAGUCAAUACAAGUGAUAUUCCAGAACAAAGAACUACAAAUAGACAUUCAGUUCCUAGAGUUACCGAACGUUGGCUUCAUAAAUCACAUUCUUCCGUGGAAACAGUAUCUGCACUUCCUGCAGUGUCAGAAUCUAGAACAAGACCAUUGUCUACUUCCUCAGUUGAAAGUAAUAAAGAAAAUCAGUCUGAUCAGCAACCUCGGCCAGACAGUUGGCGACGGAGAAGUUCUGCAAAAUCGGAAGAGGAGGAGAGAUUAGAGAGGGAAAGACAAGAGGCAGAGGAAAGAGAACGUGAGGAGGCAGCCAGACAAAUGGAGGAACAACAAAAGAAGAAGAAGGGAAAGAGGAAGGGACUGGGUGGUCUCUCUCCAGAGAAGAAAAAGAUGUUAAAAGACAAUGAAUAUUCAUCAAGUGAUGAUGACGAUGAUCCAUACUAUACUUUUAUUGAAGAAGGAUCAAAGCAUUGGAAUGCUGAAAAGACCAGAAUUUUAGAACAAAGAAUAACCCAUUUGCAUGACCUUGCCAGCAUGGAUAAAGGUGAUCUGGUAAAACUAUGUAAACAAUUACAUCAACAAUUAUCUAAACUAGAAGAGGAAGUGUAUGACUGGGAGGUGAAAAUCAGAAAACAAGAUCAAGAGAUUAUCACAUUAACAUUAAAAGUAAACGAUUCUAAGGGAAAAUUCGCUAAACCAGUCUUAAAGAAAGUCAACAAAACAGAAAGCAAAUUUAAAAAACUAACUAGUAAAACAGCCAAAGAUAAAGCAGAUUUCAGAGAUAACCUGAAAUCUUCAGGACAAAGUAAAUUUGCAAUAGAUGAAGAAGAGAAGAAAUAAUCACCCUUUUAUAAAGAAGAUAUACAGACAGCAGAUGAUACAGCAGCAAAUGGAAUUUGAACUUUGACCUCAAUCCCAUCAUCCUUACAGGAAAGGCACAUCUGAUUUCAAAUGAUCCAAGGUUAUGUUGUAAUGACCUUGAAAAUUCCAUCAACCAUCAGAGAACCAUUUGCCAUACAGAACUACCAUUGAAUAAAAGUGUGCAUUUUUUUGUAUCGUAAAAGAUGAGAAUUUUACUUUUAACUUUCGAGUCUGUAUCUUCUUUUACUUAUAUUUGUGCAGGUUAAAUGCUGAUGAAGCUGUAACUAUAUCUCCAUGUUUUUAUUUUUUACUGAAUGUGAAUAUUUUUUGACAGAAUGUAAUGUUGUGAACAAUAUAGUGAUAUUAUUUAUUGUAGUUUGACGAUAGCCUUUACAUUAUAAAUCUACUGGCAGUUAAAAAGAUAAUUAUAUUGUGUUCAUGUCAGUGUACCGUUUCAGAAAGACGAUGAAGUAUGUAUCUAUAUUAUUAUAAGGUGCUUGACAGUAUAUUGAGAUUUUAUCUAAAUUAUAUUAUAGCCAUGUAAUAUUGUGAUAUUCAAAACUUUAUUUUUACAAAUUAGGAUUAUAGUAUUUAGAGUUUAUAAAAAUUGUAUUUGUAUUUAGUCAGUGAAACACAAAUCUCAUUCAGGCUAUACUAGAUCUGAAAUCUUAGACUUUUUAAAUAAUCUGAAUCAAUCAUUAAGAAAUUUUAUUCCACUUUUAAAAUUAAAUUUUUCUGAUUGUUGAGUUUUGUUUUUGUCUUGUUUUUGUAAAUUUUCUUAUUUUGAUUUUCUGUUAUAUUUUCCUCAUGUUUCCAACAAAUCAUUUAGACUAGGAAUAAAAUUCUAAUUACCUCCCUUUUCUUCACCUUUUGUCUCUGUUGACAGUUGGGAGAACCUUUCAGCAUUAAUAAUAACAAUUAACAAUCAGAUGAAUCCAUUGAGGUCAGUCAGUACAUAGUUGUUUGUAUUUAGAUAUAGAAUGUUGUUGUGUCAGAGAUAUUUAUUUAGUUGUAAGCCUGAUUAAAUCUGUUAUCAUUUGCAAUAAAUCUCAUUCCUUGCCAA